AUGGUCCAGCAUUUGACAUACCAUCAGAAGCAGUCCUGCAGCACAGCGAACAAAGCCAGGCUGUCCCAAACCCCUGGCAAUAGAAUCAUUUACCUUUACACCAAAAAGGUUGGGAAAGCACCAAAAUCCACCUGUGGCGUGUGCCCAGGCCGACAUCGUGGAGUUCCUGCUGUGAGACCUAAAGUUCUAAGGAGGUUGUCUGAAACGGAAAAACAGGUCAGCAGGGCCUGUGGUGGAGCCAUGUGUGCUAAAUGUGGCCGUGACGGGAUCAAGCGUGCAUGCCUUAUCGAGCAGCGGAAGGAAAAUCAUUGUGGAAGUGUUGGAAGUUGCAAGCACCGACCAGACAUGACGUACUGGGAAAUCGUGCUGCCGUAA
Molecule: messenger RNA, 375 nt
Organism: Rhinolophus ferrumequinum (greater horseshoe bat)
Lineage: Eukaryota; Metazoa; Chordata; Mammalia; Chiroptera; Rhinolophidae
Product: 60S ribosomal protein L34-like
Exons: 2
Coding region: 1-375 (124 amino acids)
Biological process (GO): translation
Cellular component (GO): ribosome
Molecular function (GO): structural constituent of ribosome
Source: RefSeq, a predicted model, not a curated record